UUGCGGUGACUACACGGCGAUUAAAGCGCACUGUGAGGUGAUUCGGGUAGUCCAUCAGUCACGGAGAGGGUCGUCAGGGGACAGGGAUAUAUGCAAUGGCGCGCAACUGGCUUUGGGAAACGGAUUGGCACCUGAAAUGGAUGCUUUUGUGCACUUGUUUAUUUUCGACUUGUGCAGAGUUCGAUGGCGGGUGGGCCACACAGAUGGCAACAUCCAAUGGGCUGUGCCGGUACGGCAGACGUGUGGACUGCUGCUGGGGGUGGACACGGCACACCUGGGGGCACUGCCAACCAUCCUACUUGCUAACCUACAAAGUAUUCGGGAUCAGGCGCAGGAUCCAAGCUGUCUGUCAGCAUGGCUGCAAGCAUGGACUGUGUGCAGGACCCAACAAGUGUAAGUGCUACCCCGGCUAUGGAGGAAAGAGCUGCAACCAAGAUGCCCACCUCUGUGCCAUGGCGGAGUGCCAGCACGGCUGUGAGGUGGAGAAGGGAGAGGUGCGCUGCCAAUGCCCGUCUCCCGGGUUACAUCUCGCCCCAGACGGCAGGACGUGCGUGGAUAUCGAUGAGUGUACGGCUGGUCUUGCUGUAUGUCCCAGGUUCCAUAGAUGCCUCAACACGUUUGGGGGCUACACCUGUCAAUGCAUUGAGGGCUACACCAAGACCUUCAUCAAUGGCAAAUAUCAAUGCACUGUACUCCCAAAGGUCAUCAUUGAGCCUCCAAGACCUGGUAAAAACCCAACACCAAACGGUAAUGGUGGCGCCAUCCCUGCUCCUGGUGUGCCCUGGGUCCCCGUCCCAAACCCACCUGUGAUCAGACCCACUAGAAAGCCCAUUCGUCCCACAACUGCACACCCUGCAGCGCCUCCCACUCCUCAUUGGAGGAAUCCCAAUCCUCACAAACCGCUCCUCCCCACACGUAAGCCUCCAAAGCCCUCCCAGAAGCCCCCGGUGGUGGCCACCAACCCCUACCUAAGACCCCACAGGCCUCCCCCUCGUCCUCCGGUUAUUACCCCAAAGCCCCCGGUGGUGGCCACCAACCCCUACCUAAGACCCCACAGGCCUCCCCCUCCCCCUCGUCCUCCGGUUGUUACCCCAAAGCCCCCUCCCUCCUUCACCCGCCCCCCAUAUCGGCCCCCACAGCGGCCCCGUGUCACGACCCCUGCAGGGCCCACGUUGGAUAACAGGAUAAGCAAAGACUUCUCCCCAAAACAGAGGGGAGACGUGCACAUUCCAAAGAACCACGGCCAGGGCAAUGGACUGGGCUUUGAUUUGGACAUUGAGCUUGGAAAUACAGAUGAGGAAUUUGGUGACGAUCCAGAGGCGGGUGUCCUCAGUUGUUCAUUUGACCAUGGGCUUUGUGGAUGGAUCAAUCCAAGGGAAGGAGAUACACAGUGGACAGUCAUGAAACACCCGGCAGGUGAGAGCUACCUGGCCCUUCCUGAGGUGACAGGGAAACAGGACAGCCGUAGAGGAGCCCAUCUCAUCCUGGCCCUCACCGCGCCACCACCACCACGCCACCUGGACUACCUGUGUCUGUCCUUCCGCCAUUUCCUUCCAGGCCAUCGGGUGGCGGUGUUGCAGGUGUUUGAGGAGCGCACCAUGCAACACAGCUCAGUGCUGUGGGGCAGAUCGGGGGGCAGCGGAUGGAGGCAGGCCCACAUCACGCUGGCUGCCAACAGACUCGAAAGGAUCAUUAUAAAAGGUGAGCGGAGGAGAGAUCAUCAUGGACUGGUGGCCCUUGAUGACAUCAGCCUCAGUAGGGGGCGCUGUGUAGAGGAGCGCCACAUGAGAAGAUGAAGAAGGGGACACAAUCAAUAGUAAUAAUAAUAAUAGUGCAGGGCACAACAAAUCCUCUCCUCUAUUUAACAAUGAUGACCUUUGACCUUGACCCAAUGUAGCCCAAAAGUUAAUCAGGUGAUAACGGUGCUCAUUGCCAAUGCUAAGGCAGUGAGACAAAAUGUUGAAAUGGGCGGGGUUAGUCGGUGGGGUAGUAAGGUGGAUAGCACAUAAGACUACAAUCAUUUUGUAAAUAUUUUUAUAGUAAAUAUUAAUAGUAAAUACCAGAACAUGGAAAACCCUUAAGGUUAUUGUUUUCAUCACUGCAAUUUUAUACCCAGACUCUUAUUAAUAUAUAUUUUUUCUAUAUUCAUUUAAACAAUGGCUGGUAACUAAUACAGCUAGUUACUGUGUAACGUUGUAUAUUCUGAUUAUUACUUUUGUAUUUAAUUGUUUUAUGUUUUCCCUUGUUAGUGUGUAUUGUAUUUUCUCAUGCUAGUUGAUAAUACAGUAUGUGUCCAUUUCCCCUAUGCCCUCUACUGUAGUACUGAAAAUGCUGUGUAUCAGAAACUGUAAUAAAAGCACUUCGUACACAAGAAUGGCAUAUUAAUGGAAGUAUUUCCACUUUAUUGUGCCCUUCACUAACAUUUAUUAUUGCACACAACAUAUAAUAAAAUCAAAAUUGGGAAGAUUGAACUUGUGAAAAAAGCAAAACCCCUACAUUUUGCAGAAAUAUGUUGAGAUUCUUAAGUUAAGUUGAUUC
Molecule: messenger RNA, 2538 nt
Organism: Engraulis encrasicolus (European anchovy)
Lineage: Eukaryota; Metazoa; Chordata; Actinopteri; Clupeiformes; Engraulidae
Product: nephronectin-like
Exons: 11
Coding region: 96-1796 (566 amino acids)
Cellular component (GO): membrane
Molecular function (GO): calcium ion binding
Source: RefSeq, a predicted model, not a curated record